AUGCUUGCAGCACCGUGGUUUUGUGAUGGUUGUGGCCGAAACAAUAGUUCAAUACGAUAUCAGUGUCAACAAUGUCGAGGAUAUAAUACCUACGAUUUAUGUGAGCAAUGCAUCGGCAACGCAAGCAUGAUUCAUCCCAAUCAUACACUUCUACCAGUAUCCCAGCCUGUACUCGGCAUACCUGUCACAACUACAGUGUGGCCUUACUCUAGCGCAUUGCCGACAGUGACAUAUACACCACCAAUGUGGUCAACAUAUAUUCCGUAUAGGCAGCCGACUUUAAGCAUAACCUACGAAUAUAAAAACUUAGCACGUUGA
Molecule: messenger RNA, 318 nt
Organism: Rotaria socialis
Lineage: Eukaryota; Metazoa; Rotifera; Eurotatoria; Philodinida; Philodinidae
Source: the annotation of a GenBank genome assembly